Messenger RNA from Dicentrarchus labrax (European seabass), 1533 nucleotides. It is a transcript of the gene lpar5b, whose product is annotated as lysophosphatidic acid receptor 5b. Gene Ontology annotation, biological process: positive regulation of Rho protein signal transduction; phospholipase C-activating G protein-coupled receptor signaling pathway. Gene Ontology annotation, cellular component: membrane. The record is from RefSeq and is a predicted model, not a curated record. Gene Ontology annotation, molecular function: lysophosphatidic acid receptor activity. Lineage: Eukaryota; Metazoa; Chordata; Actinopteri; Moronidae. Bases 102 to 974 code for a protein of 290 amino acids. The transcript has a single exon.
GAGCAGGAGGAAGAACUAUUGUUGCAUUGGAAGAACUAGUGCUGUCUGCUCCACUCUAAUGUUUAGUACGCGAUGCGGAAACAUUGAUUUUCUCAUCAGACAUGAACAACACCAUGGAAGAUGGACUUGCGCCACAGCCAGUUUAUGCUGUGGUCUUUGGCUGUAUUAUGGCAGUGGGUCUGCCUCUCAAUGCUGUGUCACUGUGGAUUCUUCUCAGACAUCACAGCCUCCAAUCCCCCAGUGCUGUCUUCAUGGUCAACCUGGCAAUCUCAGACCUGCUGCUCGUCAUCUCCUUGCCUAUGAGGGUCUACUUUUACGCUACCGGCACCUGGCCACUGAGCGCUAUGGCGUGCCUCUUGAUCUCAAUGAGCUUUCGCAACAACAUCCGCUGCAGUUCCAUCUUCAUCACCUUCAUCUGUAUGGAUCGGCUCCUGGCUGUGGUUUUCCCCCUGAGGUCACGCCAUCUCCGAACCUCCUCCAACACCUGGAAAGCUGCCGCGCUUGUUUGGCUGUGUGUGGUGGUGGUGAACAUCCCAGAGAGCAUCAACUUUUCAGAAUGUUUACAAAACUUAACUGAAUCGGGCCGCAAUGCAACCUGUUUUGAAUUUCCUCGCAAUCCUAGUCCUAACAGAUCACCAAUACAAUAUUUUCAGCCUGUGUUAGUGUUCACCAUGCUGACUAUCAAUGUUGUGUGCACCGCUCUGGUGUCUUGGACUCUAAGCAAACGUCUCAGUGACUCUGCAAAGGUCAACAACAAGGUGAAUGUCAUGCUGAUUUUUGUCAUGAACUUGGUUAUGUUUACCGUAUGUUUCUUGCCUGUGUCGGUCGGUCUGCUUACAGCUGAUAAAACUGUGUUAACGCCCUUGGUAUGUCUUGCUGCUGUAAACUGCUGUCUGGAUCCACUGUUAUAUUACUUUUCUCUGGAUGCCUUUUGGAAGAAAAAGGAGGAUGUAGAGCUUGCAAGAGAACAGUAGACAAAGGACACAUAUUUCAUGAGAUGGCAUCAUAUUUUCCAAUUUCCCUUUUUUUUCGACCAAAAAGCUAUGCAAUAUGCUAAUUUGGCUUCAAGUUUGACACUGCGAUGGAUUCGAUGACAAAAUCAACAAUGGUCGUCUCUUUCAUGAAAUGUUUGUGAAUCUAAAAGCCACCCUCCACUCUAUGUUUUUCUUCUUGUUCCUACAGUUGGACGUUUGAUUCUCACUGUGCAGAAUGAUGUAUGUGCAGAGUUUGACACUAGAAGGAUGGUUUGUGCCAAAUUCAUUUCAAAGUAUCUCUUGAAACUUGUAAAUGGUCUUUUUCAGUCAAGUCAGACUUGAACUCCUAAGCCUGAAGUCUGCAAGGAAAUGUGUGUUUGCAUGUUUGACACCCAAGAUGGUUUUCCAGCUGUUGUGAAAUAAAGGGUACCAAAGGAUUUGAGUGAAAAACAACACAUAACUCUCAUUUUAGCACCAUCCUUUUCUCAUCAUAUCACUGGAUUGUUUUUGUAAUAACACUGUUUGACUCGCGUUCUAUGUUAUAAAUCCUUUGAUGUGA